AUGCCCGCUCACGAGAUGGUGGUCGAGAAAGAGAAAUUGUCUUCGGAGGUGUAUGAAGAGAAUGUCCAUCCCGACCCUUAUCGAGCGGCCGCCAAACUCGACGACGGCACCGUCGAAGAGACUACUCCCUCUAUCGACCGGAAGGCCGAGAGAAAACUCGUCCGCAAACAGGAUCUGACCAUUCUUCCUCUGCUCGGUCUCGGCUACAUGAUGGGUGUUUUGGAUCGAAGCAAUAUCGGCAAUGCACGCCUCAUGGGAAUUCAGAAGGACCUCAAACUGAGCGACCACCAAUAUUUUCAGAUCCUCAUGGUGACCUAUAUUGGCUUUCUCGUCCUUCAGACGCCUGGGGCCCUCCUGAUGAAGAUUCUCGCCCCUCGCUGGGUCCUCGGCGGCUCCAUCACCAUGUUCGGCCUCGUCGCCGCUCUGUUCUCGGUGUCGCGGAACUUCGCCGACCUGAUUGGCCUUCGUCUGCUUCUGGGUUUUGGAGAGGCCAUCGUGCCUCUGUCGUUCUUGUAUAUCAGCAUGUGGUACAAGCAUGACGAAUUGGCGCUGAGAGGCUGUUUAAUCUACUGGUCGACCAGCAUCGCCAGUUUCGCUGGGGGACUGAUCGCAUACGGUGUCCAGAAGAACAUUGGCGAUGCCCGUGGCAUUGCCUCUUGGAAAUGGUUGUUCAUCGUUGAGGGUGCUCCCACCAUCGCUGUUGGGCUCGCCAUCAUGAUCAUCUUGCCCAGCUAUCCAGACAAGGUGGUUGAAGACGGACAUUUCUUGUUCAAACGCUCCGAGAAUGAACUUCUCCUGGCGCGAAUCCGGGCCAGCCAGAACACAGCCGGCGAAAAGGUGGUGCCUCGCCAGAUUUGGAUGGCGGUCACAGAUCCAAAGACGUAUCUAGGUUCUCUGAUGCUCUCGGCUGUCGGGCUGAGCGCGGCUGCAUUCGCCGUCUUCCUGCCGACCUUCAUCAAUGCGUUUGGUUUCGACCGCCUCACAUCCCAGCUCUACACCAUCAUUCCCUACAGCUUUGCCGUGGUGUCGAUGCCCGUGUCGUGCUGGCUGUCCGACCGCUACCAACAGCGGGGCAUCGCCAUGGCGGCCUGUCUUGGUUGCUGCCUCGCCGGUGUCAUCAUCAUCUUGGCCUCGAACAGUGCGACCGUGUCCAUCGUGGGCACCUGUUUUGUCGCUGCGGGCACAUACUCGGGCAACCCCAUCGCCGUCGCCUGGAUCAGCACGAUUCACGGCGGCUACACCAAGAGGAGCACGGUUUACGGGAUCCAGCAGGUCUUCAUCAACAGCUUCAUCAUCAUGUCUACCCAGGUCUUUGACACCCCACCCAAGUUCUACAAAGGCAACGGUAUCUUGCUGGGUAUCUUUGCUGUCGCCUUCGCCUCGACGGCAAUUCUGUAUUUUUGGCUGAGAGCCGAGAACCGCAAGCGUGACCGCACGGCCCAGGCGCGCCUCGACGGGACCGCACCGCCGCUUCCCGACGACAUUGGCGAUUUUGAGACCCUCUGUGAUUAUCACCCGGACUGGAGAUAUCCGCUCUGA
Messenger RNA from Fonsecaea pedrosoi CBS 271.37, 1539 nucleotides. RefSeq lists its product as uncharacterized. The record is from RefSeq and is a predicted model, not a curated record. Gene Ontology annotation, cellular component: membrane. Gene Ontology annotation, biological process: transmembrane transport. Lineage: Eukaryota; Fungi; Ascomycota; Eurotiomycetes; Chaetothyriales; Herpotrichiellaceae. The coding region runs from base 1 to 1539 and encodes 512 amino acids. Gene Ontology annotation, molecular function: transmembrane transporter activity. The transcript has 5 exons.